Mycena citricolor is the source of this 2054-nucleotide messenger RNA. NCBI's taxonomy places the organism in Eukaryota, Fungi, Basidiomycota, Agaricomycetes, Agaricales, Mycenaceae. The record is from the annotation of a GenBank genome assembly.
CAGAAGUUCGAUCCCUAUCGAGAUGUCUGCAGGCUGAUUACCCAGGAGUGCACAUCGCUCACUGUCCAUUCGAUGCUAUCUAAGACCCGGUCGGGAAUACUAGUCCACAUCUGGGAUCGUGCGUUUCCGUAAUGCUAUUGCGUCGUCACGGGCCCCGCCGCAUCUCUCGCCACAGAUAUGUCUGGAAUGUGGCACCUAGUCUCCCUUCUUAAACUCCCCCGAUUCUGGAUUACGGCCAGUCCACCCAUCUACACCUCCCCUCCUACCCAAGAUAACAAUGGUCCUCACGAUCUUCAACUCUCUUGCCUUCCUGCUCGCUUGCACGCUCUACUCCGCGUUUCGCUAUCGCUCCAGACGACGCUCCCUCCCUCUGCCCCCCGGCCCGCCAAAGAAGCCGCUCAUUGGCAACCUGCUGGACCUGCCGACUGAUCAGCAGUGGCUGACCUUCUCAAAAUGGAGCAAGGAAUACGAUUCUGACAUCAUACAUUUAUCGGCCCUGGGGACGUCGUUUGUCGUCCUGUCAUCAGCCGAGGCGGUGAAGGAACUGUUUGAGAAGCGCUCGGCCGUCUAUUCCACACCGAUGAUGAACGAGCUCAUGGGCUGGGGUGGCUUUGUCGGAUUCCUGCCUUACGGAGCAAGAUGGCGGAGCCACCGCAAAGCUUUCAUGCAGGCAUUCAAUCCCGAAGCGGUGAAGCAGUUCCAUUCCCAGCAGCGCACGGGCGUGCACAAUCUGCUACGCCGGAUCCUCGCGCAGCCCAGCGGCGACGUUAUCGAGCAGUUUCGGCUAUUCGCCGCAGAAAUCAUCAUGGAUGUCACAUACGGCAUCAAGGUUCGCACUUCCGACGAUCCGUACGUGUCCAUCGCCGCGGAAGCAAUGCAUGGGCUGGCGGUUGCCAGUGUUGCCGGAGCGUUUCUCGUCGACAUUAUCCCACCGCUCAAGUAUAUCCCGAGGUGGGUCCCCGGCGCCGGCUUCAAACGCCAGGCGCAGAGGUGGUGCAAAGCCACCAUGGCUGCCGUGGAAACGCCCUUCAAUGAGACGAAGCGCAUGAUGUCCGCGGGCACGGCCUCCGCGUCCUACUCUUCGCUUCACCUGCGCACGCUCGAGGAUCCGUCUUCUAGUCUGUCGCCAAACGCCAAGAUCGCGCACGAGGAAGUCGUCAAGUACACCGCGGCCGCGAUGUACGUCGGCGGCGCGGACACGAUCGUCUCGGCGCUCGGCACGUUCGUCGUCGCGAUGCUGUUGUAUCCGGACGUCCAACGCGCUGCGCAGCAAGAGAUUGACGGCGUCUGGGGACACGGGAAUUUGCCGGACUUUGGCGAAGACGCCGAGGAGCGCAUGCCGUACCUUGCGGCCUUGAUCAAGGAGGUCCUCAGGUGGCGCAAUGUCACAGCCGUGGCGAUUCCCCAUCAGAGUGAGACAGAGGACGAAUACAGGGGAUAUCGGAUCCCCAAGGGCUCCGUGGUCAUAGGAAACACCUGGGCGAUUUUACACGACGAGGAAGUGUACCCAGACCCAGACGCAUUCAAACCUGAGCGGUUCUUACUCAACGGCAAGCUCAACAAGGACGUCCGCGACCCCGAGGCGUUCAUCUAUGGCUACGGGAGAAGGCAGGUCUCUCCUCGGACCCAUGGUCACCCGACACUACUCAGCAGGCAUGAAUAACACAGGAUCUGCCCGGGCCGAUACAUGGCGUCGUCCUCGCUCUGGCUCACGAUCGGAUCCCUGCUGUCCAUGUUCGACUUCGUCAGGAUCGAAGAAACGCAGGAAGCAGAGCCGCAGUACGGCUGGUUCUGGGGCCUCGUCUCGUGCGUCGUCCGCUCCCAGGAGUUCUGUUCUCGGAAAGACCUGACGUGUGACAGAACCCCGCUGCCGUUCAACUGCACGAUGCGGCCUCGCUCCGAUAAGACCGUCGCUGCGAUGCGCGCCACAGAGAUUUAACGGUGUGCGUGAGAAACAGUACUGUAAGAAGAGAACCCGAUGUCUGUAUGUAAUACCUGGCAGCGCGGAUCGUUGCAACGAAGCGCAUGAUAAUGAAACCCAUCACCAAUGUGAC